AUGGGCGACGAUUUUCAAGCACCACCACCAUCAUAUUCGGAAGUUCAAAAUAAAUAUGUUCCUACGGAAUCAAUACAAACACAUCCUAUGCCUCAACAAGGACAAUUUACUGAAAUGAAAUAUCAAACAAUUAAUCCACCUAAUCGAGUUGUUUACGGAGUACAAGUUGUUCCAUUGGCAACAUUUAAUAGAAAUCCUGUACAAUGUACUUGUUCAAAUUGUCGUUCAAUGAUUAUUACACGUAUUGAAGAAACAACUGGAUUAUUAACAUGGCUUUUAUGUUUUUUAUUAGUUGUAUUUGGUUGUUGGCUUGGUUGUUGUCUUAUACCAUUUUGUAUAUCAGAUUUACAAAAUAUUAAACAUUAUUGUCCAAAUUGUAAUGCUCUUCUCGGUGAAUAUCGUCCUUUAUAA
Messenger RNA from Rotaria sp. Silwood1, 411 nucleotides. Lineage: Eukaryota; Metazoa; Rotifera; Eurotatoria; Philodinida; Philodinidae. The record is from the annotation of a GenBank genome assembly.